Molecule: messenger RNA, 4401 nt
Organism: Periophthalmus magnuspinnatus
Lineage: Eukaryota; Metazoa; Chordata; Actinopteri; Gobiiformes; Gobiidae
Product: UPF0606 protein KIAA1549
Exons: 21
Coding region: 55-4401 (1448 amino acids)
Source: RefSeq, a predicted model, not a curated record
UUUAGUUCCCGUAACUCCCACUUAACCCGUAGCUUUUCACCGUACACGCCGCACAUGUUAGCUCCUAGCCUUAGCCCGCACCUAACGUCACCGAUGUACGAACCCACCGAAACGCCGCCGGAUGAAAUAUUCCCCACGGAUACGAUGGACAUAGACUGGGGAUCGGGAGAUUACUUGGAGACGAUGUCGUUUUUGGGAUCGGACGGAAGCGACUAUCCUUUGGUUACGAAGGUGCCGACGGAAAUGUUCGAUAUGGACGAGGACACGGAAAGCUACGAUACGUCCUUCCCGACAAGAGUGGGCGUAUCUCUGACGUCACUGCAGCAUUUUUCAAGCUUGCCAAGCCUUACGACGGCGCAUUUUGCCUCGCCUCACUUCACAAUCGAGCCUACGCCAGCUAUGCCCUCGCACGCCGACGUAGCAGAGUCCGCGAACUUGGACUGGUCGGAUCAUUUCACCAUCGAGCCGACCGACGUCCUCCUGCCCGAUAUGAACAGCUUAGAGUAUUACACAACGCAACAGGAGAAUUCAAACAGCGGCGCAGAGCAACGAGGUAACGUAACUGUGGUCGCUGUGUCAGAAAUUACGCCAACGGUUAGUUUGGAUAAUUUGACCAAAGAGGAAUCGUCGAGCGAUUUGUCAGGGGCGGAGUCUAGCUUUGAGACGACUAUGACGCCUGUAAACGCUUCUGAAAACGCUCUUGAACCAUCGAAAACGGUGACCAAUUUUCCGUCAACGUGGGCGAGUGAAAUCACGGCAAGUACAAACGCGGAAAGCAGCUUGUUUAGUAAUGCAACAGCGUCGGUUACGAAUGACGUUAUCCCGUACUCCUCGCUAACGGACGUGCACUGGUUUGUCACCGAACCUUUCCCGGAAACUGGCGUGCAAUCAACACCAGUUUUGACGUCGACUGUAGCGUUCUCGUCUCUUCCGACUGAUGUUUACGACACCUCAACGCACUUUACGACAUCGCAAAACACUCCGACAGACAACGCUACUAUCCCGGUUUCAAACGUAAACACGGCCGCCACGGAAACCCCGCUAACAGUGUGGGAUCAGGGGUCGACCGAAGAUGGAAGCGACAUCCCCGCCACGAUGACCUUGUUACCAGAAAGCAGCGAGGCAGACACAGGAGCUACAACGACUGAACCGACUGUCAGCAUCACUCCGCGUCAAACCACCCCGAAAGUGACCACAGCAACCGAAAUGUCCAACGACGUCAGCGUCACUCACCCCAUUCGACCUGUGGCUACAACCCAGCCCCCCAAACAGUACCUCUGCGACAUCAGCAGACCGGAGUACUUGGUGAAAAUAGGUUUUCCCUUCGGAGCGACCAUUGGAUACGCCAAAUCUCAGGUCCGAGACAUCCUGAAGGCCGAGUUUAACAAAUCAGUGGAGAUACAGGUCGUCUCGGUGCCUCCAAAGUUCGUGUUCCGCGUGGCGUCCGGUCCAGUCGUGUACACGUCCAUCUCCGUCAUCAACGCCCUGCAGAGGUCAGGACGCCGCUUCUUGUCCAUCUCCCCCAGCUGGGCCUUACCCGACUAUAAGUACCAAGUGCACACAGUUCUUCAGUUUGUCCCGAGUCACGUCGACAUCAGGUUCUGCAACUUCAGCGAGAACGUCGAGAGAGGUUUGACCAGGGCCUACGCGGAGGUCCGUCGGAGGUCGAAAAUGUCAACCAACUUCACCGUGCAUAUUGUAAACAUCACAAACUCCCCUCCCAAACCUCAGGCUGAGCUCGUGAGGCGGCCCGUGGACGUCGUGUUUACGGUGCGCGGUGCCAGAGGUCACGUGACGGGGUCAGAGGUCAGCGACACUCUCCUGAAGCUCACGAUGGUCGAGUUCAGCUACUACAUGGGCUUCCCCGUUCUGCAGAUCGCCGAACCGUUCCAUUACCCAGAGCUGAACACGAGCCGCCUGCUGCGCUCGUCCUGGGUCAAAACAGUCCUUUUAGGUGUGAUGGAUGAAAAAGUGAAUGAAAAGACCUUCCAGCCGAACAUGGAGCGCCGCGUUGCCAUGUUACUCGGGGAGGCGAUGGGUUCCGUGCGCCGGGUCAAACGGGCCACGACUGUAGGAAACAGCAGCGUCCAGGUCGUGAGCGCCGGGCGUCUGGCGGGCGAGGAUCACCCGUUGGAGAUUGUGUAUUUUGUGGAGGGUCCUGAUGGAGAGCGUUUACCUGCGGCGGAAACGGCCGGACUCCUGAACAGCCUGGACGUACAACGAGCCGCCAUCGUCCUGGGAUAUCGUGUCCAGGGGAUUCUGGCCCAACCGGUGGAGAAAGUGGCGUCGUCUCCGUCUGAAAACGUAAACACAAACUUGUGGAUCAUCGUGGGCGUCGUGAUUCCGCUGCUCGUCGUCAUCGUCAUCAUCUCCAUCCUCUACUGGAAACUGUGCCGCACGGACAAGCUGGAGUUUCAGCCCGACGCCAUGACGUCCAUGCAGCAGAGGCAGAAGUCCAUCAGUGAAUCAACGACGUCUCUGCUCCGCAAAACGCAGCCCUCGGACUCAGAGGAAGGAGAGUUUAGUGAGGAAGACGAGCGCGAGUCUGAGGAGGAAGAGAGCGAAGAGGAGGAGGAGGAGGAGGAGGAGAAGAAGAGUGCUGAAGGGGGGAAGCUGCAGACUCCCAGCGUCAAAGGCUUCGACUUCGCCAAACUGCAUCUCGGGCAGCAGAACAAGGAUGAUGUCAUGGUGAUCCAGGAGCCGUCCGGACCUCCGCCCCUCCCCGCCUCCGUUAAAGAGGGUUUGACUCCAUCAGAGAACGGGGAAAUACCCACUCCUGCUUCCAAAGGCUCCUCCACCAAAGGCUCCUCCACCAAAGCCUCGCACGCCAGCCGGAGACGAGAGAGGAUUUCGCCUUCAGACGGUGACUCUGUGGUCACGGACCAUUCCAGCGAGCGGGAAACUGCGGAGGACAACCUGAGAGGCCACGCCGCGCCCAGUGACGCCAAACACACUCGUAAGAACCACAUCAAUGUUUUAAACGGGAAGAAUAGAAUUGGUCCUCCUCCGUCGAACGGUCCGACUGAGCAGCUGUCGUCGGCCUCCAUCUUUGAUCACGUCGACAGAAUGUCCCGCGCCGCAGACGCAGGAAGGAGACCAAACAAAGUUCAGCUUAUCGCCAUGCAGCCCAUGUGUGUCCCCCCCCUGCACAGUCCUACGGCCAACAGAAAAGUGAACGACCCUGAGCAGAUAAACCAGGAGAUCCAAGUCGCUCUGAGGCAAAAGUCUGAGAUUGAGCAUCAUCGAAACAAAAUCCGUCUGCGCGCCAAGAGGAAGGGCCACUACGACUUCCCCGCCAUGGAGGACGUGACGAACGGCCAGAGCGACGCCAAGGAGCAGGAGCACGUCUACCACAAAGCCCAGCUGCAAAUAGAUAAGAUCCUAGACCCGGAUCCACAGACGCAGCCUGUUUUUAUAGAGCCCAAAAAGAGAGGACGGCGUUCCCCCCGACAGAGGAGCAGGGACCCGCUGAACGGAGGCGUGAUGGAGGCGGACAAAGACCAUCUGAUCAGCGACGACUGUGACGCCGUCUACAGAAAGUACCCCGGAGUCAACAAUGUGGCCUAUGUGUUGGACCCGGACCAAGGCCCGGGGUCUCCUCUGCGGAGUCCGUCGCCCGUGGACGACGUCUUCCUGGGUCCGGGUUGUUCUCCUCCGGGCCACGCCCCCCCUCCUCCCCCGUACAUGCCCCCGCAGCCGUCCAUCGAGGAGGCGCGGCAGCAGAUGCACUCCCUGCUGGACGACGCCUUUGCCCUGGUCUCGCCCACGUCUCAGGGCAGCACCGCCGGCAUCACCCUCCCCGGGGUCAACGGCAACCACCCCAGCUCCAGCCCCCCCGGACACUGGGGCCUUUCAUAUCAACCGGCCGGGCCUUUCUCCACCAGGUUUAGUGACCUGUCUCCACCUUUAGUCCAAGGCCGGACGCCACGACUGGGCCUUGGCUCCGGUUUCCUUCCACCAGGAGAAGCAGCAGGACUCGGUGAGCAGAUCCAAGCGGACAGCCUGUUCUCCAGCAGGGGGCACUACGCCGACGAGCUGCCUCCGUCCGCCCGACCUCGACCCGUGGGGAGCACUGCAGGUCUCCACCUCUCUCAGGUGGGGCUGCCCGGGCGGGUGAACGGUCACGCUGCAGGAGGGAGAGCCGCUCUGGGCCUUAACGGUGGAAUCGGGUGGAAUCCUUAUCACGACCUGGACAAAGACGCCAUGUCGAGGAGCGGUCUGAGGGAGGCGUCCGCUCUGCCUCCUCAUUUAGACACGUCUGGGGUGGGAUACCUCUCGGCUCCUCCUCCUCUGGACCCGGCUCCUCCCACUCACUCCUCUGCGUCUCUGAUCAAGGCCAUCAGAGAGGAGCUGCUCCGCCUCUCGCAGAAACAGGCAGCUGUGCCCAGUUUCCACAGCUAG